Molecule: messenger RNA, 1827 nt
Organism: Penicillium canescens
Lineage: Eukaryota; Fungi; Ascomycota; Eurotiomycetes; Eurotiales; Aspergillaceae
Exons: 3
Coding region: 1-1827 (608 amino acids)
Biological process (GO): protein deubiquitination
Cellular component (GO): cytosol; nucleus
Molecular function (GO): cysteine-type deubiquitinase activity; cysteine-type endopeptidase activity
Source: RefSeq, a predicted model, not a curated record
AUGGCUUCAGGGAGUGAUAUUUCCGAGCGAUCGACGCGAUCAACCCGAGCACAUCCAGUCGUAGCAGAUGCAUCAGCGCCAGUAUCGGCGGCUGCAGCCCCAGUGCCAAAAAAGACUGCACUGGCCAAAAAAGCAGCACUAGCCCGCAAGAAACCGAAAGACUUAAACUGGAGAUCAGGCAUUCCUACCGCCUGGGAUCCAGAGGUAGAAGAUUCAACCGAAGUUGGCUUCCCAAAUCUUGUUGUUCAGUGCUACCGCAAUGCAACACUUCAAUUGCUUUUGCAUGCGCCGGGUUUUUGCAACUGGCUCAACUGGUACAAAAACCACCAUGCGCCUAAAGGGUACACCUGCCAGCGCGGCGAAUUUGGCAAGGAAUGCAAAGUAUGUCAGUUUCAGGCACUCUGUGCUGUCUACUGGGAUGGAGGCGUUGGUAAAUGGAAGACUACACUCGACACAAUCACCAAGUCGGUAUAUGAUACAUGGAGAGCAGACGAGGAGGAUGAGCAAUCAGACAUUGGGGAGUACCUGGAGCAGGUUGUCUACCAGCUCAGAGAGGCCACGAAGCCAAUGUUCCGGUGCGAUGUGGACGAUGCGCUCAGGGUGGAGACGUUUGAGGUGAAGAAAUGCAUGGGCGACAAACCUUGUAAAGAUGUGUUCACCGCAAGGAAAGAGGUCUUUCUGAGGCUCGCUUGGCCAGACAAGACCGAAGAGCACAUACCGAUCACGGAUAUGGUAAACGGCAUGUUCACCGAAGAGGACGAUACACGUCCCAAAUGCGCGAAAUGCGGAAAUCCCAGAGUUUACACGGUUCAAUUGGGGCAUCCCCCCGAGCUUCUCCUCGUCCAAGUCAAUCGUCUCGAAUUGGUCAAUAAUGAAAUUAAGAAAAUUAAGCACCGGGUCCAAAUGAAAGAAGAGAUCACUCUUCUGUCCACUUAUUUUGAUGAGCGCAAAAAGGAAACCAACAAGCACAUCCAAUAUGAAUUGGCCGCCGUAGUCCUGCACCAAGAAGCGCCUGCUGGCGAGGGAGGUCAUUUCACCAUCGCCGUCAAGGGCCGUGCAGGUACCUGGAAGCUUCUUGAUGAAGCCAAAGUCUCAGAAAUCGACUUCGUUGACCUCAAAUGCAAAAAGAACUGCGAGAACGCCCAUAUCUUCAGCUAUUGCCGGAUGCCUACACACGACGACAGCCCUAUUGACGAGCCAGACAAUGAUGUAGCAAUGAGAGAUGCCCCUGCAGAACGCAGGAGGGAGCAAGCGAGGAGUCUCGCGAUUUCUUCCAAUCCGGAUUCCUCGAUUUCAGCUGAAUAUAGAUCGGAGCAAUUUUCACGCACAGAUGUGAAAACUAAGGAACUUAUUGUGGCGACUGUGAAGAAUGCGGUGCCAGAGAUCUAUAAGGAAAUUAAGGCUUUGGAGGAGAAGGAGAAUAGUAAAGCGACAGGAGAUGGUGAAUCGGAUGCUCCAUAUGACCCAUUAGACUUCCGAAGGGGGCGUGGAACACUCAGGAUCACUGUAGGCGGCGAUGAAGAAGGUGGAGAAAAGGCUCUAGAUAUCUGGGUCAAAGGCUUGGUGCAUAACCAGAUUACAGAAGACAAGAAGAAAGCAGCAAAGAAGGCACCAGCAAAGGCUGCAAAGGCUGCAAAGGCCACGGGCAAGAAAGGCCAGAAGAGAAAGAAGGCUGGGGAUGGAGGCAGUGCGAAGGCCAAGGUCCAGAAGGUUGGCAAGGGCAAAGGGAAAGGAAAGAGCAAAGAACCGGAGUCAGAUUCGGAGUCAGAACUGUCAGAAGUAAUAAGUUUAUCCGAGGGAGAGGAGGAAGAGGAAUAUGAAGAUUAG